Messenger RNA from Aureobasidium melanogenum CBS 110374, 207 nucleotides. RefSeq lists its product as uncharacterized. Lineage: Eukaryota; Fungi; Ascomycota; Dothideomycetes; Dothideales; Saccotheciaceae. The annotation marks the transcript as partial. The record is from RefSeq and is a predicted model, not a curated record. The transcript has 2 exons.
GACAGCGAGCAUGCCACCAACAAGAAGGACAAGCUGGACGUUCAAAGCGCCAAUGCUGCCGAGGGCCAAAAGUCCAAGAGCCGUGACGAGGGCGGUACCGCCACUCAGCGCAGAGAUUCCAACAACAGCACCGCAAAGGCUAAGCAGGAGAACCCCGAAUCGCCAGACGUUGUCAUCGGAAUGCAGGAUGAGAGAGGCGGAAAGGGC